UUUCGAGCCAGACAUCGCCGUCGCCCAAUUGCUUUAUACUAGCUUUGCGCCCACCCUCGCCAUGCGUAAGAGGUUUCACGGUCUAAAGAAGCCCAAAGUCCGAGCCGACUGGUCAAAAUGGACCUUGUAUAACAUCUCGCGCCUCACAACUCCCUUCGCGAACAACAAGACUUUCUUCCAGCAGAAAUGGCUAGCAAAGUCUCUGACCCGUGCCUACCACGGUGAACAAAUCCGUGAAGGCAAAUGGACUCGCAUGUUUGACCGUCGCCUUCCCGCCGUUGUCCCCAUGGAUUACAAACUUCUGGCCCGUACAGAUGGUUCCGAGCAGGCUGCAGGCCGUGGUUCUGGUCUUGAUCUCAGAAGAAAAAGGGACGAUGAUCGAGCUGGACCUGGUCGAGACAAGGACCCUCAAAGGACGCCCUACAUGCACAUGACAUAUUUCCCGACUGAGCGCAGACUGGAUACUGCUGUAUGGCGUGCUCUGUUCGCCAGCAGUGCUCGCCAAGCAAGACAAUUCGUUGUUCACGGCUUUGUCAAGGUCAACGGAAAGAAGAUGCAACACCCCGGCUACCUUCUUAAUCCCGGCGACAUGUUCUCAGUUGAACCAGAGCGCGUCCUUUAUGCCACUGGCGCACGCAAGCACAACAAGAACACCCCAGACUCAUUGCAAGGCCGCGAGGAGGCCGAUGAAAUCGAACAGAUUGUGGAUGAUGAUGCUGAGGAUCUUCUCGACGAGUCUGCGACCAAGAACGGCGACGAAGCCUCGAAGGCAUCUGCAAGCUCCACAAAGACAAUUCCCUCUCCCGACGAGGACCCAAAGGCCGCUCUCAAGUCAUUACUCGCCCGCGCACAAGACAUCACCAAAGAGAGCAAGGAGGGCUUGUCUGGCAAGCGCAAGCAGGAUCUACGCGCAUUCGCCAAGUCGGUCAAGCAGACCAUGUCUCGCCUGCGACCUUCUGGGAUUGCUAAGACUGGUACCGAGACAAUCGACACAUUGGAGGAGACGUUGAACGCCAUUGCCGCCAAGGUGCCUGCUGAAGGAGCCCCAGUAGAGGCAGCUCUGCCCGAUCAAAAACAGCCCGUCAAGAGAGAAGACGCAUUCCGUGCCCGCAAGGAUGCCGAGCUACUGCAUGCCGCCCUUGCGCGUGCCAACGAGAACCCUAUCGAUGCAUCAAAGCCAUAUGCUACACCGUGGAGACCGCGUGAGUUCAUGAGUGCAUUUGCAUUCAUCCCGCGGUACCUGGAAGUCAACCAGAAGAUCUGCAGCGCCGUCUACCUCCGCCACCCGGUUGCUAGACCAGGAUUGGCAGAGGUGCCUACACCAUUUGCCAACGAGACAAUGGCUCUUGCAUUCAACUGGUACCUCCGCAGACGUUGAACGAAUUGCAUGUGGUGGAGUGUUUCGGCUUGUACAUGUUCAAAAACAAUUGGGGCGGCGUUAUAUGCACAUGUUUGUACUAUAGUAAACGGAAUGGGAAAGAACCCACAAUGUGAACAGGCAAUUGGCCUAUAUUUCUCAAAUGCAGUGGGUUCUCUAACGUGCUGUCUCAUGAAGUUAGUGAUGCCCCUGAAAAUCUGCAACGGAUCGAGCGAUACGAAAGACAAGUGCACCCCAGAGACGGGAUACAGUUUUGAUAGUUGUGUUCAAGCAUGAGCGGGCAAGGGAUCCGUAGCCAAUAGCAAGC
Aureobasidium pullulans EXF-150 is the source of this 1685-nucleotide messenger RNA. RefSeq names its product alpha-L RNA-binding motif-containing protein. The transcript is spliced from 3 exons. NCBI's taxonomy places the organism in Eukaryota, Fungi, Ascomycota, Dothideomycetes, Dothideales, Saccotheciaceae. The record is from RefSeq and is a predicted model, not a curated record. Gene Ontology annotation, biological process: positive regulation of translational fidelity. Gene Ontology annotation, cellular component: mitochondrial small ribosomal subunit. Bases 62 to 1378 code for a protein of 438 amino acids. Gene Ontology annotation, molecular function: rRNA binding; structural constituent of ribosome.